Molecule: messenger RNA, 810 nt
Organism: Guillardia theta CCMP2712
Lineage: Eukaryota; Cryptophyceae; Pyrenomonadales; Geminigeraceae
Exons: 16
Source: RefSeq, a predicted model, not a curated record
GCGACCUCACAUACAAGGAAUGCUGGCGAGAGCGGUCGGGAGAUUGCGGAAGACGAGCAAUGGUAUCUCUGUUUGCCAAGGGAUAUGUCAUCCUCCUCUAGCCGCCAAGACUCCGCACAGUCCGCGAUACUGGAGCGAUCAGGAGGUUGAAGCCAGUCAGGAUCCCCUUCCCCUCUUCGUGUUCUGCCAUGCGACGAGCUUCUGCAAAGAAAUCUGGCAACCGUUUGUGGAUGAGCUUCAGAAGUUGUCUCGUGAACCCUUCAGAUGGGUCUCGUUCGAUUUCUCGUGCCAUGGAGACUCUAGAGCAGAAGCAGAUGCAAACCACUGGAAGGACUGGAAGGUUGCCAAAGAGGAUGUUUGCUCGGUCUUGAAGGAGUUUAGGGGAGAUUGCAAUAAGAUUGUUGGAGUAGGUCACAGCAUGGGUGCGACAUCCCUCGUGCUCGCCGAGCUUGAGAAUCCAGGAAUGUUUGCAACGUUGCAACUGAUGGAACCUGUCAUAUUCCCUCACCCUGAAUCUUCGAACCGGCCGGAUGCCAUAACUGAGGGGUUGAAACGAUCCGCAAUGAAGCGAAGGUCGGAAUGGUCUUCUUUCGAGGAGCUCGAGCAGUACAUGCAGACAAGAGAAGCCUUCAAAAAGUUUGAUAGCCGAGCAAUGAAGGCUUACAUCCACGGAGGGUUCAGGCAGACAGAAGACGACAAGCUCACCCUCAAGUGCCAACCGCAACAUGAAGUCAACGUGUACGCAGGUCGUCCCAACUCGGAAGAAAUGAAGUUAGAUCAGGUCAACUGCCCUGUCAACAUCUUGGCUGG